AUGCCUCUCCCGAACGCCCAACCAGUCAAGUUAGCUCCCAACUUGACCAUUCACGCACCAUUGUCCCGGCAAGGUCAUGGACCUGGUAUGCUAAUCAUCCGGUCCCUUGUCAAUCUCAAUGAAGUCAACACUGUCCCAACAUUGGAUCCUGAGCCGAUCCAAAAAUGGGCCGAAGAAGGCUAUGUCACAUUGGAGAUAGAGGUAUCAGAGGGCCACCCUUUGGCAAAAGAAACUUUAAUUGAAGCACUGGAUGCAUUAAAUCAACAUGAAAAAUGCACGACGAAGUCCAGCUAUGGUCUCAUAGUAUACUCCCCACUUUUAGUUCCGGGUGUCGCGAAAUUGAUCGAUGAAACCGACGAGAUAAAAGCUGUCGUAUCAUAUGGUACCCUGUUAGAGCAACCUACAAAGCCACACUUGUAUCAUUUAGCAGAGUCUGGAGGCAAGUCUACCUCCAAAGGGGAAGUUGUAUAUCGGUACCCUGAGGUUCAAUCAACUGCCUUCAUAAUACCCUCACACAAACACUUCUCGCCCUCAUCGGCGACGGUCGCGCACACUCGAUGCCUUGAAUUCCUUAAAAAGCAGAUGAACGGGCCCUGGUUCGAUCUUGAAGAAAUCUGGGAGGAGCACACUAGAUUUGAAUUUGAGACUCGUUCUGUCCCGGACACGAUGGACACCAUGGUUCAAGAGCCAUAUGUCAAUCAUAUCCCCACGUUGACGGGUGGUGUUGGUCGAGGGAAACUUUCCCAUUUCUACGCCAAUCAUUUUGUCUUCAACAAUCCAGAUGACACGGUGUUGGAGCUUGUGAGCCGGACAGUAGGAAUUGAUCGUGUGGUGGAUGAAUUUAUUAUGAAUUUUACACAUGAUAAGAUGGUUGAUUGGCUCAUACCUGGCAUUCCACCCACGGGCAAGAAGCUUCUGAUCCCGUUUAUGGCAGUGGUCAACAUCCGGGGCGAUCGCCUUUAUCAUGAGCACAUUACUUGGGAUCAAUUGACUGUUUUAUUCCAACUUGGUCUCAUGCCAGAGUACCUUCCACUGCCCGAUUCCUUGCCCUGGGGUCCUAAACCGCAGGCGGGAUGCACAUUGGAAUAUCGGGUUCCAGGUGCCGGAAUCGAGACGGCAGAGAAAAUGGUUGACGAAAGCAGCGUCCCGUCAAAUGAAAUGUUCAAAUUUGCUGUUCGCGAGAUCCAGGGACCGCAAUAA
Messenger RNA from Penicillium expansum, 1200 nucleotides. RefSeq lists its product as uncharacterized. NCBI's taxonomy places the organism in Eukaryota, Fungi, Ascomycota, Eurotiomycetes, Eurotiales, Aspergillaceae. Gene Ontology annotation, biological process: polyketide metabolic process. The record is from RefSeq and is a predicted model, not a curated record. The transcript has 3 exons. Bases 1 to 1200 code for a protein of 399 amino acids.